AUGGAGAAUCUAGAGCAGAUCCACCAAACCCUCGGAGACAUUGACGCCCGCGUCCCUGACGCACUCCGCGUCGCGUUGGGGCUCGGCUACCGAGCGUCUCCCACGCCAGCUCCCGGCGAGGACGACGAGGUCGCCGACUUCGCCGCCUCCCUGUUGCAGCCGCCGGCGACGGACGACGGUGCCGGUGACCGCGGCCCCACGGAACACGACGCCGCGGCGCCGAGGAUUGACUGGGCGUCAUGCUACGUGCCGUUGCACGACCACGACGCGCACUUCGGGAACACCAAGGCCGGCGUCCUCGGCGUGGCGGACGGCGUCGGCGCGUACGCGGAGUCCGGCGUGGACGCUGGCGCCUUCUCCCGCGGUCUCAUGACGAGCGCCUCCGCGGAGGUUGCGGCGCUGGAGCCCGGCGCGCACGUCUGCCCCCGCGCGCUGCUGGAGCGGGCCUACGACGAGACGGCCGCGUCCGGUGCGCCGGGGGCGUCGACGGCGGUGAUCCUGUCGCUCGCAGGCAACGCUCUGGAGUGGGCGUACAUCGGCGACAGUGCCUUCGCUGUGCUUCGGGGCAGCAAGAUCGUGUUCCUGUCGACGCCGCAGCGGCACCUGUCCCGCACCUCGCUAAAGAAGCUUCGCUUCUCCUCCACUGCCGCCCGGCGGAAACAGCGUCUCUUCUCCUCCUCCGACCCGCCGUUUCAGCUCAGCGCGGCAGGCGAACACAGCGACAGCGUCUUGGAUGCCAAGGCAGGGCAGCUCGCGGUGAGGGCUGGGGACGUCGUGGUGGUCGGGACGGACGGGCUUUUCGACAACAUUCUCGAGGAGCAGCUGGAGCUCGCCGUGCAGAUGGGCACCAGGUUGGGCUUCUCGCCCAAGAACAUGGCGGACAUCAUCGCCGGCGUCGCUUACGAGAGGUCAAAUCAAACAAGCUCAAAGCGAUUGCGCAAAGGGAAGCCGGACGACAUUACCGUUCUAAUAGCAUUCAUUGUCCAAUCCGAUUUGUGAUGUGGUAAUGCUCAGUGCUGGCCAGCUUGGGGACCUGGGGUUGAUUA
This is a messenger RNA of Setaria italica (foxtail millet), 1046 nucleotides long. Its product is annotated as putative protein phosphatase 2C 23. NCBI's taxonomy places the organism in Eukaryota, Viridiplantae, Streptophyta, Magnoliopsida, Poales, Poaceae. The coding region runs from base 1 to 999 and encodes 332 amino acids. The transcript has a single exon. The record is from RefSeq and is a predicted model, not a curated record.